Messenger RNA from Sphenostylis stenocarpa, 1554 nucleotides. NCBI's taxonomy places the organism in Eukaryota, Viridiplantae, Streptophyta, Magnoliopsida, Fabales, Fabaceae. The record is from the annotation of a GenBank genome assembly.
AUGGGAUACCUCUCUUGCAAUGCCCAAUCCGCAAUCGCCACCUGCGACCCUCACUUCAAGAAGCACAAACCCCUCGUUGUCAAACCAAUCCGCCACUUUCACUACGCGGAUCUCGCCGCCGCGGCUUCCGGUUUCUCCGCCGAGAGCUUCCUGGGCCGAGGCAGCCAUGGCAGAGUGUACAAAGCCACCCUUGACGGCGGCAAGCUCCUCGCCGCCGUCAAAACCACGAAACUUGUUUCCUCUUCGAAGAACCACUCCAUCAAAUGCACCGGCUGCGGCAACUGCACUAGCCCCGCGGAAAACGAGAUCGAGAUCCUCUCUCAAGUUCCGAGCCAACGCGUCGUGAACCUCAUCGGCUUCAGCACCGACCCAAACGGCAACAAAUUGAUCGUCGUUGAAUACAUGCCCAACGGUUCGCUCCACGAUCUGUUACACACCGUUAAGAAACCGCCCGGUUGGAACCGGAGGGUCCGGUUCGCGGUUCAGGUUGCGAAAGCGGUUCUCGAAUUGCACUCUUCCAACCCUCCCGUUAUUCAUCGCGACGUUAAGUCUUCCAAUGUUUUAAUUGACGAGAAAUGGAAUGCGAGGCUCGGUGACUUUGGCCUUGCGUUAAGGGGACACGUGGAGGACGUUCGUGUGAAGUGCACGCCGCCCGCGGGGACGUUAGGGUACCUCGACCCGUGCUAUCUUGCACCGGAGGAUCUCAGCUCCAAGAGCGAUGUCUUCAGCUUUGGGAUCUUGCUGCUGGAGAUCAUCAGCGGCCGGAACGCCAUCGACGUCAAUUACAGUCCUCCUUCGGUGGUGGACUGGGCGGUGCCACUGAUCAAGCUCGGUGACUUCGCCGGAAUCUGCGACCGCCGAAUCGGACCCCCGCCGGACCCCGCCGUGGUGCGGCAGCUCGCUGUGCUGGCUGCCAGAUGCGUGAGGUCGACGGCGGAGAAGCGGCCAUCCAUGACGGAGGUGGUGGAGUGUUUGAAUCUGACGAGGAAGAGGAUUCGUGCGUCCCCGGUGUGGAUAUCUCUGCGGCGGCGCGUGGCGCGUGUGGAGAGCGCCGUGCCUGUUGUGGCGUGGGAGGAGUGUGAUGAUAAUAAUAGUAUUAAUGAUUGUGAUAGGAGUGAGAAAUUUGUGAGGAUGGUGAAAGGUGGGAGUGUGAGUGGGAGCAGGAAGAAGGGGAAAGUAUCUAGUGUGUGGGGUGUAGGGUAUGGGAGUGAGGCCUCCAAUAAUAAUAAAGUGACAAGGUCAAAGUCCAUUGGUUCUGGUUCUGGUUCUGGUUCUGUGAGAGGGAGUUGGGUUAAAAUGCAGCAGCCACACCAAAGCGAACAUGGGUUUGGGAGAAGGAAGGUGAGGCUAAAAAAGUCAAAGUCUAUGGGGGUUUUGCAAGGAUCUGUACUUUCACAUGGGGAUUACUAUAACAAUAUGCGUUAUAAUAUUGAUGAUGUAUUAGUAAUUGGUUCUGCAAUGGGCAAGUUGGUUGUUUCAGAUAAGUUAGAAAAGAAAAUGGUAGAAAAACCGUUAGUGAAUUUGUAUGAUGAGGGUCGGAGCGUGAAGGAAUGA